Molecule: messenger RNA, 798 nt
Organism: Rangifer tarandus platyrhynchus (Svalbard reindeer)
Lineage: Eukaryota; Metazoa; Chordata; Mammalia; Artiodactyla; Cervidae
Source: the annotation of a GenBank genome assembly
AUGAGUGGUAACAUCCUAGGAAGGCUCUGCUCUCCAGCGUUCGUGGAACUCUCACUGACGGCCUCUCACAAGGAACUAAGAGUAGGCAAGCUAGCAAAAGUAGAAGAUGAAGUGGUAUCUCUCGACGAGCUUGAGAAAUCAGAUGGGACGGGAACACACGGGUCACAAACAAUGAGAAAUCUGCUGCUGCUCCGGAAGGGGUCCCCGUAUUCGGGGCAUUUCCGCUGGGUAACCACUAGCAGGACCGCCAAAGGACUGGCGGCCACCUCGCCCUCUCCUCCUCACCGUGGACCUGCCCUGGGGACCUCUGAGCCUGGUUCUCCCGUGGCCUUCCUGUUGGCUCUGCUGCUAAAGGGUCUGGCACCCUUGAAAGCUCACGGGCCGCCGUGCAAGGCUGUGCCUGCCGCUCAGGCUGCUGGCGCCAUCAACCGCAGGAACUCCCGGUUCCACCAGGAUGCGCCAGCUGCAGAUACGGUGCUGCCACGUCUUCACCUUGAAGGGCGGACAGCUGACGUAGUCACCGUGGCACAGGGAGCAGGUGGACUGCAACCCCUCACCGAAGGCAGCCAGGUGAUGCAUCGCAGCGACUGCCCCGUGCAGCGGGGCCCACGCGUCAGCGCCUUCCACAGCUCAGGGGGCCUCGUUUCAGACAGAAGCUUAGAGAGGAAGAACUGCAACCCACUUUAUGCGGCUGGCCGCUCCACUGGACUGCACCCCCCCAAAGACGCCCCCGGGACCACCACGCGGGAGCCCCUGGCCGGGGACUCUGAGAGGACCUUGACGCUCACGUGGGGUUAG